Messenger RNA from Carica papaya (papaya), 927 nucleotides. Its product is annotated as GEM-like protein 5. Lineage: Eukaryota; Viridiplantae; Streptophyta; Magnoliopsida; Brassicales; Caricaceae. The record is from RefSeq and is a predicted model, not a curated record.
UGGGGGACACAUAUCAUGGGUGCACCAGCAGUACCUACAUGCCACCCAGACAACAAAAAAGCCGCCAUGUGGGGAGCUGGUGACCAGGCUCAGUAUCAUCAUCACCAUCCUUAUAUCUACUACUCUCCUACUGAAAAGUCAAGCAACAGUAGUCCCAUGGAAUCCAUUCUCAACAUGUUCAACUCAUGGAGCAAUAAAGCAGAGACCAUGGCAAACAAUAUAUGGCACAAUUUGAAGACAGGAUCCUCUGUUUCUGGGGCUGCUUGGGGAAAGAUGAACCUGACGGCCAAGGCAAUUUCCAGCGGUGGGUUUGAGCAACUUUACAAGCAGGCAUUCACGACUCAUCCAAAUGAGAAGCUAAAGAAGUCAUUUGCUUGUUACCUCUCAACAACCACAGGACCAGUGGCUGGAACUAUUUACCUUUCAAAUUUUCAUAUAGCAUUCUGCAGUGACCGUCCAUUGUCCUUCACUGCACCUUCCGGCCAGCAGACUUGGAGCUACUACAAGGUCAUGGUACCUCUGGGAAAGAUCGGCACCAUCAACCCAGUGGUUAUGAGGGACAAUCCAUCAGAGAAGUACAUCCAGAUUGUCACGAUUGACGGUCACGAUUUCUGGUAUAUGGGAUUUGUUAACUACGAGAAAGCAUCCAAGCAUAUCACUGAAAGCCUUUCCAGUUUUGCAGUACCUGGAAUAGCAGUCAACCCAGCGACUGCAUGAUAGAGCAGCGGCUAGUCUUGCGGUAUUCUUCAGCUCACGGAGCUAGGUUUCUUUUUUAGUAUGAGAGAUUCUCAUCUGUUUCAGCUGUUGUUUCUUUGAUUUAUUUGUUGUGUUGAUGUAUAUUUAAUGUUUAAAUAUGGUUAGCGUACCAUGUACUUGUAGGACCCUCUCUUAUUAUUUGAAAUAAUAAAAUAUCAGUAUUCCUAUAAA